Molecule: messenger RNA, 562 nt
Organism: Scheffersomyces amazonensis
Lineage: Eukaryota; Fungi; Ascomycota; Pichiomycetes; Serinales; Debaryomycetaceae
Exons: 1
Coding region: 38-478 (146 amino acids)
Biological process (GO): mitochondrial respiratory chain complex III assembly
Cellular component (GO): mitochondrial membrane
Source: RefSeq, a predicted model, not a curated record
AGUUUAUUACAUAAAAGAAUACAAAUCUAGAAAAGCUAUGUCUACGAAACCCUUAUGGUAUAGAUGGGCCAGAGUGUACUUCGCUGGAGGUUCUAUUAUCGGUACAGGAGUUUUGUUAUAUAUAUAUACUACACCAACCGAUGAACAGUUGAUUGCCAGCUUUUCACCUGAGAUCAGAGCCGAUUAUGAAAUGAACAAAGAACUUAGAAGACGAGAAAAUCAAGAGUUUUUGAAGAUUAUUAAGGAGACUUCUUCAUCCAAUGAUCCAAUUUGGAAAACUGGACCUAUUGGAUCACCAUUAGAAAGAUCACAAAGAAAUGCCAAUGAAAGAUUGAUUGAUUAUGAUCAGUUCCGUAAGGAAGAAGCCGAUAAGUUCAAACAAAAUGAAAUAGAACAAGCCAAUUUGCAAUUGAUAGAAACUGAGAAAUUAAAACAAAAGCAAUCCUCGGGCUGGUUCAACUGGUUGGGUAAGAAAUAGAUUUAAGUCAGUGGUGAUUACUUGUAAAUAUGUAUAUUAUAUUAUCAUUAAAUAGAUUAAUUCAAUAAAAUUAAAUUAAGUUAU